Chrysemys picta bellii (western painted turtle) is the source of this 3868-nucleotide messenger RNA. RefSeq names its product transcription factor AP-2 alpha (gene TFAP2A). Gene Ontology annotation, cellular component: nucleus. Gene Ontology annotation, molecular function: DNA-binding transcription factor activity, RNA polymerase II-specific; RNA polymerase II transcription regulatory region sequence-specific DNA binding. The record is from RefSeq and is a predicted model, not a curated record. Gene Ontology annotation, biological process: regulation of cell population proliferation; regulation of transcription by RNA polymerase II; anatomical structure development. NCBI's taxonomy places the organism in Eukaryota, Metazoa, Chordata, Testudines, Emydidae.
UAGGUGUGUGCACAGUUUUGUAGGAACAUGCAAGGAGGCAAAGUGCCUGUUGUUAUGAUAACCCCGCAGUCAGCCAGCAGCAGCGGCAGCCGAUCGGGAAAGUGGAGCAGGCAUGUCAUCUUUUAGGGAGUUGUUGUUUGGGAGUUGCACAGCCAGUCCGACGGGUUGUGCCGGGGCUGGGAGCCCCAGCUUGUCAGGGCCGGGAGUCGCCUCCCUUUCCGUCCCCUUUCCCCCCGACCGCAACACCCCCUGUCCCCGAUCCUCCCAGCGGGAGGGAAAGCUCAUCGGAUGCACUUUGGGGCUCCCCGGCUCCCCUCGCCCGGCUCCAGCCGGCACCAGAGCGGGGCUGGGAGGAGAAGGGGGAGAGACAAAGUUUCCCAGCUCGCUUCCGGGACUCCUUGGAAGGACGCGGCUGGGGCUGAGCCCCGGCGCCUCUCGCCUGCCUGAUUCCUCGCUUGGAUCAAGCGGGGUCUGAACGGCAAAGAGGGGAUCAAAGGUAGAGGGGUAGGCGGAGGAGGCGGCGCUGCAGCCCGGGGCCCCGGUCCUGCACUCUCCGCGGCUUUCGCUCGGGCUCUCGCGGCUGGCUGGGGCGGGCUGAGUUGGAGCCGUCGAACCAUGGAGGUGCGGCUCGGCGAGGCGCAGCAGGCGGCGGCGGCGGGAGAGCAGCUUGGCCCCGCGGAUCAGCCCCAGCUGAAAGGCGGUGGCGGCGGAGACUGCAGCAAAGGGCCCGAGAGCGGCUCGGGCACCAAGAGAGAAGCAGGAGCCCAGCAGCUGCUGUCGCUGGCAUUUGAGGCAGCAGGAUACUCGCAGCAGCAGCCCGAGGAUCGUCACGAUGGCACCAGCAAUGGGACAGCCCGGUUACCCCAGUUGGGGUCUGUAGGUCAAUCUCCCUACACCAGCGCCCCUCCACUCUCCCACACCCCCAACGCUGACUUUCAGCCCCCAUAUUUCCCUCCUCCUUAUCAGCCCAUUUACCCCCAGUCUCAAGAUCCUUAUUCCCACGUUAAUGACCCAUAUAGCCUGAAUCCCCUCCAUGCCCAGCCUCAACCCCAGCAUCCAGGAUGGCCAGGACAGAGACAAAGCCAGGAAGCCGGGCUCUUACACACACACCGGGGGUUACCCCACCAGCUAUCCGGCCUGGACCCUCGUAGGGAUUACCGGCGGCAUGAGGAUCUACUGCAUGGACCCCAUGGGCUCAGCUCAGGACUAGGAGACAUUCCUAUCCAUUCGAUACCUCAUGCUAUAGAAGAUGUACCGCAUGUAGAAGACCCGGGUAUUAACAUCCCAGAUCAAACUGUAAUUAAGAAAGGCCCCGUGUCCCUCUCCAAGUCUAACAGCAACGCCGUCUCCGCCAUCCCCAUCAACAAGGACGCGCUCUUCGGCGGGGUGGUGAACCCCAACGAGGUCUUCUGCUCCGUGCCGGGCCGCCUCUCCCUGCUCAGCUCCACCUCCAAGUACAAGGUCACGGUGGCGGAAGUGCAGAGACGCCUCUCCCCGCCCGAGUGCCUCAACGCGUCCCUGCUGGGCGGGGUGCUCCGGAGGGCGAAGUCUAAAAAUGGAGGGAGAUCUUUGAGAGAAAAACUGGACAAAAUAGGAUUAAACCUGCCAGCCGGGAGACGUAAAGCUGCUAAUGUCACCCUGCUCACAUCACUAGUGGAGGGAGAAGCAGUGCAUCUAGCUAGAGAUUUUGGGUACGUCUGUGAGACAGAAUUUCCUGCCAAAGCAGUUGCUGAAUUUCUCAACCGACAACAUUCCGAUCCAAACGAGCAAGUCACAAGAAAAAACAUGCUUCUAGCUACAAAACAGAUCUGUAAAGAGUUCACCGACCUGCUGGCUCAGGACCGAUCUCCCCUGGGGAACUCUCGGCCCAACCCUAUCCUUGAGCCGGGCAUCCAGAGCUGCCUGACCCACUUCAACCUCAUCUCUCAUGGAUUCGGCAGCCCUGCGGUGUGCGCCGCCGUUACCGCCCUGCAGAACUAUCUCACCGAGGCGCUCAAGGCCAUGGACAAAAUGUACCUCAGCAACAAUCCCAACAACCACACAGAUAACAGCACCAAAAGCGGCGACAAAGAGGAGAAGCACCGAAAGUGAGGAUUUCCCCCCCUUCCUGCAUCCAUCCAUCCAUCCAUCCAUCCAUCCAUUCAUCCCCCUCCUAGCUCCCUCCCUCCCUCUCCAAUCACCCCAGGCUACAGCAACAAAAUCAAUGCCCUUCUGCCCAUCCUGUUCUCUAUCUCUGCAGGACUACGCUGUCCUUCCUCCCUUCCAGCCUUCAGCACUUCAUUUGCUCCUAGUUACUUCCCCACACUUCCUUACCCUGGUUUGGAGCCUGAGAGAACAGAAAUGGGUGAUGGAGCCAGCAAAGAAAAAAGUUCUGUCUGAGUUUGUGAACUUUUUUUAAAAAAACAAAACAAAAACAAAAAGAGGAAAAAAUAAAAAAACAAAACAAACAAAAAGAAAAGGAACUUUUUUUUCUAAAAAUAUAUAAAAAGAAAUAAAAACAAAUUAAUAAAUAAUACUAAAAUAUAAAUCUAUGAGCUUCAUCGGACUGAAUCACCAACUCCCCUUGCAUAAACUUCAGUUAAGAUUGUAGCCAUAUUAAAAAAACAAAACAAAAAACAAAAACAAACCUAAAGAAAAGCAAAAGGCAAAAAGGAUUGAUGACAUUUUAUCAGUAUUGUGAAUAAACUUGAACACAAAACACACGCAAUUCCAUGUCAUGUCUUCAGUUGUAGAACUUUUUCCUGUCCAAGGUAAAGCGACCAACUUGAACUUUCUAUUGCGACACGAUUCACAGUUAUUAUAUAAGGGAAUCAGUGUUUAUGUAUGUAUAUAUUUAUUUAUGUGUAAUUUAAUGGGAACUGUAAAUAUGGUGAGUCUGUUUUAAGCCUUUUUUUAUUUAUCUGGUGAUCUUGUUUACCUCUUGUUUAGUGGGUUUUAAAUCUUCCCUUCUUAGUUCAUCAUGUGGUUCAUGGUACUUAUUUAGAAAUCAGAGUUUUUUUGUUUUGUUUUGUUUUUCUCUGGGAUUCAUCAUUUUUUAACCCUGUUGUAGCAUGUUAAAGGCGACAAUGAAGCAACUGAACAAACAAAAGAAAAUUGAAUUUUUAUAUAUAAUUAGUAUUACAUUUAGUUUCUCAUUGAAAAAGAAAAAAAAUAAAGUGAUGUUGGAUCCAGGCAAGAUUUUUAAACGUUAGUGGUUUUACAACUAUUACGUGUUGUGGAAAAAAAAAGUUCAUUUUCACCCACUGUCCUCCUGAAAGUAUCAUCAGAGCAAUAAAUUAAUAUUGUCUUUUAGAUCAAGGUUUAGUUUUUCUUUUCUUUGCCCUUUUUUUUUUCCCCCAAAGAACUUCAAAUAUUUGGGACCACCUGGUAUCCUGUAUUUCCACUGGCCAUAUUGGAAGCAGUUAUAGUUGUAUUGUAUUGAGUUGUGCUGGCAGUAGUUUCCAUGCCUGUCAAUGUAUCAUAGUCCUUUGUUGCCCAGAUAAAUAAAUAUUUGAUACGCUUUAUGUCGAUUUUUUUAUUCAGUGGCUGUCUUUACCCAGGCGUAUUUUUGUUCUUGGCAGUAUUUUUUAUUCAGUAUGGUUACAGUAAUUGAGUUUAACUCUCCCUUGACAAUUGCUCUUUGCAAUAAGCAGCUGAACCCAUUGUUUCCCUCAAGUAUAAUAAAAACUUACUUUCAACUUGGAGUUCAGAGCAGGGUAUCAUUUAGAUAUUCCACUGAGUCUGUAUUCAGACAAAUGACACAAUAAAACACAAUGUAUUCUUUUGGAUAAAAAAUUGUCUGUACUAGUAAAGAAAUGACACGCUAUCUUUUCUUUAACCAAAACAUAAUUUUAUUAAAAAAAAUAAAGUUUUAUUUUAUUUAUGUUGA